Messenger RNA from Emiliania huxleyi CCMP1516, 342 nucleotides. RefSeq lists its product as hypothetical. Gene Ontology annotation, molecular function: SNAP receptor activity. The transcript has 6 exons. The record is from RefSeq and is a predicted model, not a curated record. Gene Ontology annotation, cellular component: endoplasmic reticulum membrane; ER to Golgi transport vesicle membrane; SNARE complex. The coding region runs from base 1 to 342 and encodes 113 amino acids. Gene Ontology annotation, biological process: vesicle fusion with Golgi apparatus; retrograde vesicle-mediated transport, Golgi to endoplasmic reticulum; endoplasmic reticulum to Golgi vesicle-mediated transport. Lineage: Eukaryota; Haptophyta; Isochrysidales; Noelaerhabdaceae.
AUGGCCGAAGCCGCCGCCCGCGCCUCGCCUGCCCAGGCCAAGAAGAUCGUCAAGCAGCUGAGCGCGACUUCGCCCGCGCGCAUGACGAUUGAGUCGGGGCAGAACAGCUUCCACUACAUCCACCUCGAGGGCGUCUGCUUUCUCUGCCUCGCGGAGCGGUCGUACCCGAAGCGCCUGGCGUUCAGCUACCUGGACGACCUGCAAAAGGAGUUUCUGGGAAAGUUCCGCGACGAGAUCCCCUCGGCCUCGCGCCCGUAUGCCUUCAUCCGCUUCGACACCUUCAUCCAGCGCACCAAGAAGCUGUAUCCAGCCGCGUUUCCGCGCAACUCAAAUUUUGGCUAG